CCCGCUGUCUGUGAUCACGAAUCAUCCAAUUAAAAACAACCAUCAACCAUGGAUUCCAAUGUGUUCUGCCCCUAUAAAUAGUCCAGCAUCUCAUUCUCUCGUCUACUUCAAAGAAUCACACACCAAAACCUCCAUUAGUUCCUAAACCCUAGCAAGAAGCAGCACAAAACCUUGCCACACUUGGCUAGUGAGACACACCAUGGCGACGUGCUUGGACAGCCUCGGGCCGCUGCUCGGCGGCGCGGCGAACUCCACCGACGCGGCCAACUACAUCUGCAACAGGUUCACGGACACCUCCUCCGCGGUGGACGCGACGUACCUGCUCUUCUCGGCCUACCUCGUGUUCGCCAUGCAGCUCGGGUUCGCCAUGCUCUGCGCGGGCUCCGUCCGCGCCAAGAACUCCAUGAACAUCAUGCUCACCAACGUGCUCGACGCCGCCGCCGGCGCGCUCUUCUACUACCUCUUCGGCUUCGCCUUCGCGUUCGGGACGCCGUCCAAGGGCUUCAUCGGGAAGCAGUUCUUCGGGCUGAAGCACAUGCCGCAGACAGGGUACGACUACGACUUCUUCCUCUUCCAGUGGGCCUUCGCCAUCGCCGCCGCCGGCAUCACGUCCGGUUCCAUCGCCGAGCGGACGCGCUUCAGCGCGUAUCUCAUCUACUCCGCCUUCCUCACCGGGUUCGUGUACCCGGUGGUGUCGCACUGGUUCUGGUCCACCGACGGGUGGGCUUCGGCCGGCCGGUUGACGGGUCCGUUGCUGUUCAAGUCGGGCGUCAUCGACUUCGCCGGCUCCGGCGUCGUCCAUCUGGUCGGUGGCAUUGCUGGCCUGUGGGGUGCCUUCAUCGAGGGCCCUCGCAUCGGGCGGUUCGACGCCGCCGGCCGCACGGUGGCGAUGAAAGGGCACAGCGCCUCACUGGUCGUGCUCGGCACCUUCCUGCUGUGGUUCGGGUGGUUCGGCUUCAACCCGGGGUCCUUCACCACCAUCUCCAAGAUCUACGGCGAGUCGGGCACGAUCGACGGGCAGUGGUCGGCGGUGGGCCGCACCGCCGUGACGACGUCGCUGGCGGGGAGCGUCGCCGCGCUGACGACGCUCUACGGCAAGAGAUGGCUGACGGGGCACUGGAACGUGACCGACGUCUGCAACGGUCUCCUCGGCGGCUUCGCCGCGAUCACCGCGGGCUGCUCCGUGGUCGACCCGUGGGCGUCGGUGAUCUGCGGGUUCGUGUCGGCGUGGGUCCUCAUCGGCUGCAACAAGCUGUCGCUGAUUCUCAAGUUCGACGACCCGCUGGAGGCGACGCAGCUGCACGCCGGGUGCGGCGCGUGGGGGAUCAUCUUCACCGCGCUGUUCGCGCGCAGGGAGUACGUCGAGCUGAUCUACGGGGUGCCGGGGAGGCCGUACGGGCUGUUCAUGGGCGGCGGCGGGAGGCUUCUCGCGGCGCACAUCGUGCAGAUCCUGGUGAUCGUCGGGUGGGUCAGCGCCACCAUGGGGACGCUCUUCUACGUGCUGCACAGGUUCGGGCUGCUCCGCGUCUCGCCCGCGACAGAGAUGGAAGGCAUGGACCCGACGUGCCACGGCGGGUUCGGGUACGUGGACGAGGACGAAGGCGAGCGCCGCGUCAGGGCCAAGUCGGCGGCGGAGACGGCUCGCGUGGAGCCCAGAAAGUCGCCGGAGCAAGCCGCGGCGGGCCAGUUUGUGUAGUAGGAUCAUAUCGAUCGUGUCCGUUUGGGGAAAGUGUUUUGUGAAGUGUGCAUAUAUAAGCUGAGGCAGUCGUGUGGGCGUGGUGGCACUUCAGCCCAUGGUGGUUGUGGCUUUCUUUUGAUAUUUGCUUCCUUUCUUCUCUGCAUUUGCACCUGUAUGGAUUUUUGUGGCUUUCUUGUACAUGUUUAGACGUGUCCUGUUUGUAUCAGUAUUUAGGUCAUUAUGAUGUUAACGUGGAGCUCGGCAUAUGCCAUUUGGGAGAA
Molecule: messenger RNA, 1959 nt
Organism: Oryza sativa Japonica Group (Japanese rice)
Lineage: Eukaryota; Viridiplantae; Streptophyta; Magnoliopsida; Poales; Poaceae
Source: RefSeq, a predicted model, not a curated record